This is a messenger RNA of Pseudoliparis swirei, 9401 nucleotides long. RefSeq names its product cut-like homeobox 1b (gene cux1b). Gene Ontology annotation, molecular function: DNA binding; DNA-binding transcription factor activity, RNA polymerase II-specific. Lineage: Eukaryota; Metazoa; Chordata; Actinopteri; Perciformes; Liparidae. Gene Ontology annotation, cellular component: Golgi membrane. The record is from RefSeq and is a predicted model, not a curated record. Gene Ontology annotation, biological process: intra-Golgi vesicle-mediated transport; regulation of DNA-templated transcription. The transcript has 22 exons. The coding region runs from base 90 to 4169 and encodes 1359 amino acids.
CGGGUGUUCCGGCCGCCCGGUCCUCUCCACUGAACUCCAACCCCCGCGCUCUCUAUCAGCAUCUCAUUCCUGUCUCAAUAUGUCUCAAGAUGGCGGCCAAUGCAGGAUCGAUGUUUCAAUAUUGGAAGCGCUUUGACUUACAACAACUACAGAAAGAACUAGACGCCACCGCCACUCAGCUUGCCAACCGACAGGAUGAGAGCGAACAGUCCAGGAAGAAGCUCAUCGACCUGAGCCGCGAGUUCAAGAAGAGCACACCAGAGGAUUUCAGGAAACAGGUUGCCCCCUUGCUCAAGAGCUUCCAAGGAGAGAUCGAUGCCUUGAGUAAGAGAAGUAAAGAAGCAGAGGCCGCCUUCUUGAACGUGUACAAGAAAAUAAUCGAUGUCCCAGAUCCUGUACCUGUGUUGGAGCUGGCUCAGCAGCUGCAGCUGAAGCUCCAGAGGAUGCACGACAUUGAGACAGAGAACACCAAACUUCGUGAGACACUGGAGGAGUACAACAAAGAGUUUGCAGAGGUCAAAAACCAAGAGGUGACCAUUAAGGCCUUGAAGGAAAAGAUCCGAGAGUACGAGCAGUCUCUGAAGAACCAAGCUGAGAACCUGGCCCAAGAGAAGCAGCUCCAGCUACACAACGACUAUGCAGAGAAGGAGAGGAAACUCCAGGAGCGCCAGGACUCCAUGUCCUCAAGGUUGGAGGAGGCGGAACACCAGGCCCAGUCCCUACAGACAGCACUUGAAGCAACUCAGGCCGAACUCUUCGAUUUGAAGACCAAGUAUGACGAGGAAUCCACAGCAAAGGCCGACGAGAUUGAGAUGGUGAUGACCGACCUGGAAAGAGCCAAUCAGCGGGCAGAAACCGCUCAGAGGGAGACGGAGUCGCUCAGGGAGCAGCAGUCCUCGAGUAACCAGCCCCAGCAGCACGGCGGCGACACGGAGCAGCAGACGGAGGUGGCAUUGCACUCCAGUCUGGAGGCGGAGCUCAGGGCCAAGGAGAGGGAGACCGCCCAGCUGGUGGAGGACGUCCAGAGACUGCAGGCCAGCCUGACCAAACUCAGAGAGACUACCAGCUCCCAGAUCACACAGCUGGAGCAGCAGCUCAGCAGCAAGACUGCCAUCCUCAAGGAACUGGAGGAGAAAAUGCAGAAACAAGCUGACUAUGAGGAGGUGAAGAAGGAGUUGAGCAUCCUCAAGUCUAUGGAGUUUGGAACAUCGGACUCUGUGCAGGACUCAUCCAAACCUCUGGAGGUGCUGUUGCUGGAGAGGAACCGCAGUCUUCAAUCGGAGACUGCCGCUUUGCGCAUCGCCAACACGGAGCUGAGCGGGUCAGCCAGGCGGAAACGGACAGAACUGUCCACACCGAAGGAGGAGACCAUGCCCAGCGACUCCUCUUCCUCGCCCCCUCCUCCCCCUCCCUCUCUUCCUUCCUCCUCCCAGCUCCCCAUGUCUCGCACUCAUACGAACCCCCUCGUCAUUGCCACCACCACCACCAGCACCAGCACCAGCACCAGCGGCGAAACGCACCCUUUCAGUCCUACGGGCAUUGGACAGGACUUCUACUCGCCUGUGUUCCCUCUGGUGGGUGGUAAGAUGGCUUUGAACUCCCUGAUCCAGCGGCAGCUGCUUCAAACCUUCUACUCCAAAGCCUUGCAGGAGUCAUCUGGAAUCCCCAGUGGGGCUCUGCUGUUCACCCCCUUCACUCCAACCCUCAGCUCCAUCCCUACCUCCACUCCUGGCUCUGGGUCAGCUGCCAUCCCUCUGGCAGCCAGCAGCCCCCAGCCUCCUCAAGCCAGCCCAGACAUGGCUCCUUAUAAUGGGAGCAGCACCGCUGGCAGUGCCCCAACCCCAUCGCCCAUCCACUCCGACGCGACCACGGGAAGUAUUUUGGACGGGGAAGACAUGGACACGGCAGAGAUUGCGCGGCAGGUGAAAGAGCAGCUGAUAAAGCACAACAUUGGCCAGCGUGUGUUUGGCCACUACGUGCUGGGACUGUCCCAGGGUUCGGUCAGUGAGAUCCUGGCCAGACCAAAGCCGUGGAGCAAGCUAACGAUUCGGGGGAAGGAGCCUUUCCACAAGAUGAGGCAGUUCCUCGCCGAUGAGCAGAACAUCCUCGCACUGCGCAGCAUCCAGGGACGGCAAAGAGGUAGCAUUACUGCCCGCGUCCGCACCCCAGAGGCUGGUUCAGAUGAGGCUAUCAAAUCCAUUCUGGAGCAGGCCAAAAGAGAGCUGCAGGUGCAGAAAGCUGACUUGUCCCACGCUCAACCCUUAUAUGCAGGACUGAAAGGAGGGGGCGGAGGCGGAGGGGGAUCAGAUGAGGCGAUCCGCUCCAUUUUAGAGCAAGCGCGCAGAGAGAUGGAGGCCCAACAGACUGCACUGGAGCCCAUCCUCAAGGCCUCAUCUUCGUCUUCCUCCUUUGCAGCACUAUCUCAUAGGGACUUCCUGAACUCCUCGCUCACUGCUCCCCUUCCCCUUUACAACCCUCUGGCACUCUCCCUCAAGAAGCCUCCCAGCUCCCUCUUGUCCUCCCCCUCAUCCCCGUCUCCGAUCCUGGACUUCAGCUCCAGUGUGAAGAGAGAGGGCAGGGCUUCUUUGGGGAUUGACAUGUCCGUUGACGGAGUCCACAGGCUGGGUCGGAGCUCUGAGGGGUCAGCCCGCUGUGGAAGCUCUGGAGGAGUGGGUUAUUGGAGGGAGCAGUGGUGGAGCAACAUGCAUACAGACCCUCGCAGGGCCAUAUCCAGCCAGACUGGAGAGGACAACUACAACCAGGAGGACUCCAAAGAGGGAAUAUUGAGUGACAGUCUGUCUCGACACAAACCGUGGAGCAAGUUGAACCAGAGGAACAGAGAGCCAUACCUCCGCAUGCAGCCGUGGCUCAAUGGAGACCAGGGGCAAAACGCACACAUCCAGCAAGCUCAUAACCAAGCAGAGGGUACUCCCAAGACGUCAGCGAGCUGCAGCCCCGCUCCAGAGUCACCCCUCAGUUCAGCCGAGGAGUCCGUCAAUGGCCUCGCAGGGGAUCCACUGGCUCCACAGUCCUCCAGUCUCAAACUGGCGUCUGAGGAUCCGUCAGGUGGGGAGUCUCAGCCCGGCACCCCGCUGCCUGUUCCUGGUCAUUCGGGUCUCAGCAUCCAGGAAAUGGUCUCAAUGUCUUCUGAGCUUGACACUUAUGCCAUCACCAAGAAGGUUAAGGAGGUGCUCACUGAUAAUAACCUUGGCCAGCGUCUGUUUGGGGAGACGAUCCUGGGUCUGACUCAGGGUUCCGUCUCAGACCUGCUGGCCAGGCCCAAACCCUGGCACAAGCUCAGUCUGAAGGGCAGAGAGCCCUUCGUCCGCAUGCAGCUCUGGCUCCAGGACCCACACAGCGUGGAGAAGCUCAUGGACAUGAAACGUCUGGAGAAGAAAGCUUACAUGAAGAGGCGGCUGAGCUCCUUGAGUGACCACCAUUCUGUGGACGUGGGUUUAGUGGGGACCGAUUACAUCCAGGGCUCCCAGAGCCCGGGACAGCAGCACCUGAAGAAGGCCAGAGUGGUGCUGGGCCCAGAGGAGAAGGAGGCCCUGAAAAGGGCUUACCAGGAGAAACCCUACCCCUCCCCCAAAACCAUUGAGGAGCUGGCCUCCCAGCUCAACCUGAAGACCAGUACUGUCAUUAACUGGUUCCAUAAUUACAGGUCACGUAUCCGGCGAGAGCUCUUCAUCGAGGAGAUCCAGGCAGCUGCAGGGUUACGGCCUGGCAGCGAGGGGGGCUCCCCUUCCCUCCGCGGGUCCAAAUCAGGAGAGGGGGACAGCUGUGACGGGACAGAAUCUGAGGGCACGGUGGAGACACGCCAGGGACUGGGCAUCGGCCUGGAGGAUCACAGAGGAGCAUGCAAAGACGACAUGGAGGUCGAGUCUGAGGCAGGGGGCUCUAAUAACUCCCCUGACCAGUUUGACUGCACCACCUCAGGCUUUGUCGGGCCAGGCUCCAGCUGUGGACAAGGUGGACUGGGGCUCUUCAGCCUCACAGAGGCAUCCUCCAGUGGCUCUGCCUCGAGUACGAACGUCACAGCCUCUGGCGCCGCCAGAAACCCCAGGGACAACAAUCUGCGCAAGAAGAAAGCAGCCAAUCUCAAUAACAUCAUCCACAGGCUGGAGAAGGCUGCCAGCAAAGAGGACCCCUCAGAGUGGGAGUUCUAGUUCCCCCUGACCACCCUUCAUCCCUCUUGUCUCAUAACCUCACGACCUCUAACCUUGGACCGCUCCUGCUCUGUUCCAGUUGGAGAGUGGACACAGCCAAAGUCAAGCUCAGCAGCCAUUUUUAUUACAUAGAAGCUUUCCGAAAAGAGGAAAGAAACAAAGAGUGGUUGGCAAAACCCCUAAAAAGAAGAUUUACUGAAAUCCUAGAAGAACAAAAUAAGAGAACUUGCGUCUCUCUGUUUUUUUAAAACCGAGUUUUGUUUUUGUACUGAGAAAAGCACUUAGCCGUCCUGCUGGCCUCCGGCCCUGCUGUACCUCCCCCGAUCACCAGCCACUGGUGCACCAGACUGGUUAGUCCUGAGCUGGGGUCUGACCCACAGCUGGGGCUGAAACCUGGACUCAGUGACACAGGCAAGGCCUGACACAGCAGCUGUCACAGUGAAAGACACUGAUAGGUUAUAGAUAGAGACAGGAACUCUUACAAGAACUCUCACUUUCUUAAAGGAGAUUUUUUCCGCUCUUCUUCUCACCUCCCAAGUGUCCACAAACCUCCCCUCACUCAGUGAGACGCCUCAUUUUUCACACUGUAGAGUGACUGUUACAAACCCUUUGCCUUUUUCACUCACUGCGUGUGUGUGUGUGUGUUAGUGGUUGUGUCAGUGUGCACCUGUUUGUGUGUGUAUACAAACCUAAAAAUGAUGCGUAUAUGUGUGUGUGUGUUCUCUUCUCCAUGGCAGCAUGUUUCUUUUAAUCUCACUCCUACACUCUUCAGAGGGUAGUGGAAGGCCUGCCGGCUGAGCUGCCAUGGUUACUGAUGUAAGAGAGAUGAACUUUGACCUGUUGUGUCCCAUAUCCUAUCCUGCUGACAGCCAUGUGAUGGCCAGAAGGAUUUCUAAUUCCUCACAAACACACGCACUCAUCUGAAGAGGAAGGAUGGAAGGAACCCCUUUUGCCUCCUUAAAACUCGUCUUUUAAGGAUGAAGGAUGAUCUCUUCGUUUUGAUAUUGCAAUUUGGUUGCCAAUAAGAGAUUGCACAGUCUAUUGACUCUAAAGAGUACAAAAUAGGGAAUUUUAGGAUGCAUUUUUGAUUAGUACAAAAUAACAACAGAAAAAAAGAGAAUUACAAUGUAACUGUUUUUAAAAAAAAGAAGAAGAAUCGAAAUGGAAUAAUGUUGCGUUGUUGAAAUACGAUACAGUGAAUUCAUGUAGUCCUGUAGCUGUCUGACAUGAGGAUGCGAUGCGUGUCUCUUGUUGUUUUAGUUUGUGCACGUCACAGCUUUUACCCAGCACUGGACCUGCUGGGGGGGUUGUCUGCACCACUGACACAUGUUCUCUAUUCACAAACUCACAUUUUUAAAGGCCAAAUCAGGAAGAGUGUGUGUCUUUUGUGUGUGUGUGUGUGUGUGUGUGUGUCUUGUGUGCGUUUGUAUUUGCCUGCAUGAAAGUCAGGGUCGAGGUCAAUUCACUCAGAAUAAAAUGUACAAAGUAGAUUAUCAAUAAUGAAAUUCUUGACUGAAAAGAAAGAAGGGUUUCAGCAAAUGAAUUAGCAAUUUAAGAGUACGAGAUUAUAUCUGUACUUCCUGUUGCUUGCUGUCGAAGUGAAUCCUCCCCAACCCUCGUAUGAGUCGUCACCGCUCACCUCCAGUCUAUCCUGCAUCCAGGGAUAUUUUGCAUUGAAUUCUACUGUAUACACUACAAAUUAUAAGGCAUAUCAACUCCUCCCUGUCCCACACAAGCCCUCAGUGCCUGUCAGCCUACUGCCUCCCCUUUGUGUGUGUGUGUGUGUGUUUGUGUUUGCAUGGGUGCAUGUACACACAUGCCUGUCAAUACAUGCGUGUGCACUAGUGCGUGCGAUUGAGGAGUGUCCAGUGUUUCCAAUGAGUGGGGUCAUAUUUCGUAUCUACUUGCACACACUACUAGUGCACAACUGACACCCUUCUUUUAAGCUGUUUGAUGCGUUACCAUUACAUUAAUCUUCUCACAAAGUAGUGUAAUACUAUGAUUUACUGUAGCUUGGUUUUAUUGCUAUUUUGCAUUUAUAGUUUUGUUUUUAUUCUUCUUAUUUAUAGGUGCUGUAUUUUUCAUUUAAUGUCUUAUCAUUUGAGUUGUCUAUUUUUUAAGGGAUUAUACUGUUCCUGAGGGCAAGUAACAUUUUUAUUAGACGUAUAGACUGCCGGCAGUAUUGGUUAAUAUUUACAAAGAUGUACUAGUUCUCAUUUGUUUGUAUAUUCAUGAAUCCUAAAGUUUAGUGUCAUUUCAAUAGCUUUGAGAAAAAAAAUCUGUGUUUGCUGCAGUUCAUGCUCCCGUAAGCGUUCCACUUUUACCACGACAGUUACGCUCUUAAAUCGCUAGCUAGAGAAUCAAAAAACUUAUCAAGAUCAGCAAACGUACGAUAGCAUAUCACUUUUCCUGUUUUCUGUCCUCCAAUGUUUUUUCGGCUGUUUCUUGGGCCAGCCCAACACUACCGCCCACUCUGUCGUCACGCUAACGUCAUUUACACUUCGUCAAACAGGUCAAAUGAAAUCACCUAAACUUGAAAACACAAGUUAAACUGGAAAGAGGUCAUAUCUGCCAAAUUGAGAUUAGAGAAGUGUACCCGCUAGCAGGAGGUGCUACGUCAGAUUGAACAGAUCGCCAGCCUACGAUUAUGCAGAAUAUAUAUUGCGGUCUGUAACAAAGCACUUAUUAGGAUACUUUUUGAAGACUUACGUGGGACGGAGUCUGUAAACACUACAACGGAGUACGAUCCCGGGAUCCGGGGAAACGUCCGCCUUUAAAAAAAAAAAAAGUGGUUGUGAAGCGAGCACGGACUCUCCUCUGCAGCCGAACACUAACGUACAAACACGAGCUCGCUGUACCCGUGUUCCUCCACACGAUGAACUGUAUUCUUUUACAGUCGCCCCAUAUUUCAAACCACAGGUACCGCGUGACUGAAAGGGGCGUCGGCCUGUGCAGUUGUAGAUAUUAAGAGCAACCGCUUGUUUUGGUUUCUCCUCAGUCCAUCCUCAGUCUCUUCCCCUUUGUACUUCCAGAUGCAGUCGCAGCCUGUCCAACAGUUACUGAUAACAUCGUUGCACUGCGUUUUAGGUGCGUCAUUUCAAAUAGUUUUUGUUCCGGUGUAUCUGAUAAUCGUAAAAGAAAAUCCUGAAGCAUCGGGGUUCCCUUUCGACGACUGAUGUGAAACAUCCGUCUUCUGCAGAUGACCGAUGGCGUCCGGCUUUCUGUCGGACUGCUCGGAGCGGACCGCCACAGUGUGUUCACCGGUGGUGAAUAGCGACUGUAAAGAAUAGAAGCACUUCACCCAUUUAAUAGCCAGACGCAUCAACUCGCCAUAACCACGUGAGGUCAUCAGAUUUAUGCCUUUAACUGCCAAGCAGGGCAUCAAACUAGCGAUGUCAUUCGACGUAGACUAUUCCACCAGAUUUGUUCAUGACGUGUCCCACAUGGGCCCCAAAUUGACCUCUCGUACACUUCACAUUGGUACUUUUUAAAGUCAAGGUUUCUCAGCUCUGUGGCGAGGGUUGUAUAUAAUUCCUGGAGUGCAGUGAAAGAGUAGAAGGAGAACAUGAGCGUGUGUAUUCUAACGACCUGCAGACAGCUUUCGGUCCGGGUCCGAUUUCACACCGUUGUUUUUCCCACAAUGCAUUUCUUACGUUGUACAUAACCUCGACGAGCAGCGAAAAGGCCAGCGCAUUGAAUGAAGGAGGAAGCGUGCAGAAACAGCGUACACUGUAAUAACACUGAAUUUAUUCAUAGGGCAUUUUGUAUUUUUCUGUUUGUGUCAGGUUCGCUGCGACAUUAAUAAUGGCACUGCAGGUAUUGAUAAUGACGUGUGCCAAUUCUGAUGGUUAUUUGGAAAAAACGAGACGUGUAAAUACAGUCGAUCAAGUAGCUAUGGAGUCACUAUUGUCACGGUAUGCUUUUGUUUUGAAGGCAGGAGGAGAGAAGGGACGAUUCAGGACUUUUCCAUGAUCCACAGAUAUUUUUCUACAAAUUUAAAUCAGAUGAUUCUAUACACUGUUGAAUGACAUUGUAAAGGUGUAACAGAUGCUGUAUAUCAUAUCAUGUUUUCUGAAGUCGUAAAGCUUUACUGUAUGAUCUGUUGAAGUAGUGGUUAUUCAUUUGACAUGUUAGUUGUAAUGGAAGCCUGAACAGCAGCACUGGUCACCAUAUUCAGGAGAAAAAGAAAGAAAGAAAAACCUCAGAUGUUUUUUGUAAUACUUUUAGAAUAUAUCUUAUGAAGUGGGUUUUGUAAGGAAUCACUUUCCGAAUCAGUGGUGCUGUAUGAGCAGCGCACACACACACACACCAUGCAGAACACAACACACUCAUCCUUUAAACCCCGCCCACUGUACUCGCCGAGUGCUUUGAGUUUGUUUGUCUUCACGCUCCCCUCUCACAUUGGCUCCAGCGAAUCUUUAAGUCUUAAACCAUUUCCUCUCUUUAUUUCUUCAGUAUUUAAUGCGUAAACGCGACACUUUUUAACACUCCGAGAUCAACUCUGGAGCGAUUUUUAAAAAAACAUUUCAGCGAAUGCUCGCGCAAGAUUUUAGAAGAGGAAGCAAAAAGCCAAAUAGUGAAGUAGUUCUCCACCUCUGUUGGAAGGUUGCUGACAGUUUUUCUGAAUGUCGCCGCUUCAGUUCUCCCACAGCGUAAACCUCCGUUUAGUCUGACAACCAAAUGACCCGGGGAGACCGUCACGCCGCUCCCCACGGGAAGCUUUAAGAUGCUUGUUGAGGCUUUAGCCAGUUCCGAGUUGUUUUUAGAGGAUAUUUUUUCCAACCUUGUCAUCAACAAUGUGGAAGUAAUCAUUUUCAUAACUUCUCCCACUGCCUAUUUUGUGUGUGUGUGUGAGUGUGUGUGCGCGCGUACAUGUGUGUUGUAGUACAAAAGGCUGCAUGACUGUAAAGGGAUGGUUAAAAUGUUUUUUUGAGAGUCGUUUCCCGAGCACUUCUGUCACUCCUGAAAUGCUUUAUUCUCCUUUUUGGGGUCUCCCUCCCUUUUGUUUUUCCUCAUGUAUCAUUGUUUCUUUAUCUUUCUAUUUACUAAACGUAUCAUGUUGUUUGUUCUCAGCACUGUAAAACAGUCCCUUCUACAACAUUGAAAAGCAAUAUCACUGUAUGAAACGUUCACAAUGUAUUUGUUAUGAUUGACAUUUGAUUCAUCAUCAUUAUUAUUCACAUGCACCCUAGGUGUGAUAAUUGAAGUAAAUCUCUUUUAUACAAAUACUAA